AUGGCUUCCAACAACCCCCGUCAGAAACGCCUCAAAUUUCUGUUUCGUCAGGUCAUCAACGGCGAGAGGCGAGUUAACAGCUCCCAUGAAGCUGAGCUCUUCAUCGAAGCCAUCCAAACUUAUCAGCCGCCGAGCACAUGUGUCGAGAUCAUUGUUUCCAGCCCUGUCGGUCUCGACGCUCUCCGAGAUGCCGUCCGAGUCAACCUGUCUGCUACAUUCAUCCUUUCUCACACCUUCCCCUUAUUAAGAUACCUUUCUGAUCCAGGUAUUAAAGCCCUCGUCGAUGGUCAGUUACUUCACCGGAUCCUCAUCUCACUCGGAAAACCUCCCACGCUUUGGAAAGCUCUCUUCAAGCUUUUCCAAGAUCACCAAAUCCCUGACGAUCAACUUGUACCCUUUGUCUGGCUUGGGAUCGGACUUCUAUCUCUUCCCAAGACUGCCGAUGUCAACAUCAUAGACGAUAUCAAAGUUCUUGUUGAAGGCACCCGGCUGUCUCAAGCUGAGGACCACGAUACGCGUGAUCUGUUCUACCGGAUGAAGAACGUGUUCGAGCUCCAGUCGUCUCCCGCCGGGAACACUGAGCAAAGCGGAGCAGGCGGAAGACAUGACAACGAUUUUGCUUCCUUCAGGGAUAUACUUAUCUAUCCUACCGAAGACGAGUUUCUAUCCACACAAAAGCCCUUCUACCGUACUGCAAAGGAGGUGACUGAUGCUCCCAUGGACACCCGUGCUGCCGUCCAUCUAGACAACCAGUUCAGGCUGCUCAGAGAGGAUAUGCUUGCCGAGUUACGUGAGGACCUACAAGUCACAGUCGGCAAGAAGAGGGGAAACCGGGAGUCCCUAGUCCUCAGCGAUCUUCUCGCUGUGGGACUUCACUUUGGCGACGAGGCAAGCGAAAGAUACAAGAAGUGCUGCCUCCUCCUUCAGUGCCGCAAGGGUUUGGAAUUUCUUGAAGAACUGGAUGAGGAGGAUCGAUAUGAGUUCUUCCGUGAACAUCCCAGUUUCCUUCGACAUCAGUCAUUUGGAGCACUUAGCCGCGGCAAGGAUGUCAUUGGGUUUGCCUUUCUUGAAAGGGACCUAGACUAUUUGUCCGAGUGGCCACCAAUCCUCCCGCUACAGUUCAACGACAGUCGUAGUCUCGGAAGAACACUGACAGCUUUGCGACAAACAAAUCCCGCCUGGAUUCAGUUUACUCCCGUCGAUACGCCGGUAUUUGCGUACGAGCCUGUGUUGAGGGGCCUCCAGGCGACGACCGAGUUGCCAUUGCAAGACUUCAUCGUCAAUCCUACGAUCAAGAGCCUUGAUUUCGAGCAGGUACCUGAGCUUCAAGACUUAAUCGAAAACAUCACGGCGACCCACAACGAGAUGUCGGACCAUGGCUCUGCCCGCUUAAGCAACAGUGUCCGCGUGGACAAGUCUCAACUGGGCUCGUUGAUCCAUGCUCUUACAAGACCAAUAAGUCUUAUACAGGGACCACCAGGCACCGGAAAAUCGUUUAUAGGUGCCCAGAUCGCCAAGUACAUGUUCUCUGCAGGACGGCGGAUUCUUGUGAUAAGCUUCACCAAUCAUGCCUUGGAUCAGUUUCUCGAGGACCUCCUCAAAAGCGCGCGCAUUCCAGAAGACAAAAUUGUGCGUUUGGGAGCAAAGAGCAAGUGUACUCCAAGAACCGAGCCUCUCCUCCUUGUCAAUCAGAAAGGCGAUUAUCGGCGGUCGCAAAAUGCAUGGGACAUCAUCAACAACCUUAAACAGGCUACGCAGAACUCCAUCGAAGACCUGAAAGCGGCAUUUCAUAACUUUCGAACGACCAGCGUUACCUGGAAUGAUGUUGCUGAGUUUCUUGAGUUCUCAGACGAGUACACAUUGUUUCACAAGGCCCUGCUUGUCCCCACAGCAGAUGAAAACGGCUGGGAGCGUGUUGGGGGGCGUGCUGGGAAGCGACAAAAGAAAGACAAGGACUAUCUCUAUCAGAGAUGGAGCACUGGCAAAAACCCCGGCAUCUUCACACAAGAUAUUCCUGACGAGUGCCGCCCAAUCUGGGAUAUGCGGCAAGCAGACAGGGAGAGUCACGUGAACAAGUGGAUGAAGGCACUCAUCGGGGAGCGUCUCGAGACAGUCGAGGAGCUGGUUCGACAGUUCAACGAUACCCAACACCAGCUUGAGACGCAGUUCAAAGAGGCAGAUGCAGAUAUUGUUCGCCAAAAGAUGGUCGUCGGAUGUACCACCACCGCGGCAGCUAUGCACUCUGGUCUGAUACGAGCUGCUAUGCCCGAUGUGGUGCUCGUGGAAGAAGCUGGAGAGAUUCUGGAGAGCCAUAUCCUCACAGCUCUGACCUCGUCGGUCAAGCAACUUAUCUUGAUUGGCGACCAUAAACAGCUCAGACCCAAAAUCAACAAUUAUGCCUUGUCGGUGGAGAGGGGAGACGGGUUCGACCUGAACCGUUCCCUCUUCGAACGUCUCAUCCUGGAAGGGGCCCCACACACCACCUUACGCAAGCAGCACCGUAUGGUUCCCGAGAUAUCUCUAUUCCCCCGCGAACUUACAUAUCCUGAUCUUCUCGAUGGUCCCGGGACCAGCGAUAGACCGCCUGUUCGGGGACUUCAGGAUCGAGUUAUCUUUGUCAAUCAUACCAAGCCAGAGGAUUCCGAUAGGACAUUGCGGGAGCGCCGGGACCCAGGAAUGAAGGAGAGCAAGAAGAACUCUCACGAAGCGUGCCUAAUCUUGAGCUACGUAAAGUAUCUCGGGCAGCAGGGUUAUUCUGCUGGGAGAAUCGUGAUCCUAACUCCAUACUUGGGACAGUUGAGGGUGCUACAGGAUCUCCUCCGAAAGCACGACCAUGAUGCAGCACUGAGUGAGAUGGACAAGAGGGACAUGAUCCGUGCAGGAUUGAUGUCACAAGCUGCUGCAAUAUUGUCCAAGAAGCCACUCCGAAUUUCGACCAUAGACAACUAUCAGGGUGAAGAAAGUGAUAUCAUUAUCGUCUCCCUUACCCGGAGCAAUAACACAGGAGAUAUCGGGUUUCUCUCUGCUCCAGAGCGCCUCAAUGUCCUCAUUACGAGAGCGAGGGAUUGCCUGAUCAUGAUCGGAAACAUGGAGACGUUCAUGAAUAGCAAGAAGGGUGCUACGACUUGGCGGCCGUUCUUCGAGUUACUCAAGACCCACAACCAUCUGUAUGAUGGCCUCCCAGUGAAAUGCGAGAAGCAUCCAGAGAAGACAGCAAUAUUGCGAGAACCAGAGGACUUUGAGAAGACGUGUCCGGAUGGGGGCUGCACUGAACCAUGCAACGCAUUUCUCAAAUGCGGCGUACACAAAUGUGCAUCUCGCUGCCAUCGCGUUACAGACCACAGCCGAGCUGAGUGUUCUGAGGUUGUGGCGAAGGUUUGCACCAGGCAACACAGGUACAAGGUGCGUUGUAUGCAGCGAAACGAAGGUUGUCGAGAUUGCGCAAGGGAAGACAAAGAGCACGAGCGGAGACUCAGGAGAGACCUACAGCUCGAAGAAGACCGCGUGCGUCAACAGCUAGCAUACCACAAGCAGCUUCAAGACCUUAAGGACGACCUGGAUCGUCAACGUCGCAUCAACAAGUACAAGGAGGAUGAGUUGGCCAUGAAGCAGACACUGGACCAGCACAGGAAAGAGCUUGCAGCUCUCAAGGAAUCCCAGGCCCGUACCGAACAGCAACAAAAACAGCAGGCUGAGAUCGCUCUUCGAGUUGCUGAAAAGGCUAGGAUUCGGACGGAGAAAAACUCGCAAGCCACAAACGGGGCACAUCCACACGACUCCCUCAGCGACCUUCCUGACACUGCCGAAGCCGAGUGGAACCAUUUGAAAAAGUUCGAGAUGGCAUCCAGCAAGCCUAUGGAUACACUGAUGUCAAUGAUAGGGUUGGAAGACGUCAAACAGGAGUUUCUGUCCAUCAAAUCCAAGGUGGACACUGCUGUUCGCCAAGGUAUCUCCCUCACCGAAGAACGCUUCAGCUGCUCCAUGCUUGGGAACCCUGGAACAGGGAAAACCACUGUGGCAAGAUUGUAUGCCGAGUUCCUCACCGACGUUGGGGUGAUUCCAGGAAAACACUUUGCAGAAACCACUGGGGCGGGGCUCGCUCAUGGCGGUGUUUCCGGGUGCAAGAAGUUGAUCGACAAUAUCCUCAACGACGGCGGAGGAGUCCUAUUCAUCGAUGAGGCAUAUCAAUUGACAUCCGGCAAUAACCCUGGCGGUGGCAGUGUAUUGGAUUACCUUCUCGCCGAAGUCGAAAAUCUGAGAGGCAAGGUCGUCUUUGUGCUUGCUGGCUACAGCAAACAAAUGGAGAGCUUCUUCGCCCAUAAUCCAGGUCUCCCUAGCCGGUUCCCGAUUGACAUGAGCUUUGCAGACUACACGGACGAUGAGCUGCUAAGGAUCUUUGAGCUCAAGGUCAACAAGAAGUACAAGAACGCGAUGGACUGUGAGGACGGACUGCGAGGCCUCUACUGCCGUAUCAUUGCCAGACGAAUUGGACGAGGGCGUGGCAAGGAAGGCUUUGGCAAUGCUCGCACCGUCGAGAACAACCUUGACAUCAUCUCUCGAAGACAGGCAAACAGGAUCAGGCGGGAACGGAAAGCAGGAAAGGCUGACAUCGAUGAUUUGUUCUUUACUAAGGAGGAUCUAAUCGGCCCCGAACCGGCCGAAGCCCUCAACAAGUGCCAGGCCUGGAAGAAACUGCAGCAGCUUAUUGGUCUUGCGUCGGUCAAGGAAGCCGUCAAAGCGCUUGUCGAUAGCAUUCAGCAGAACUACAAGAGAGAGUUAGCCGAGCAGCCGCCCAUUCAGUACUCCCUCAACAAGGUUUUCCUUGGGAAUCCGGGAACGGGAAAGACGACGGUAGCCAAGCUGUACGGAGAGAUCCUCGUUACACUUGGAUUACUUUCCAAAGGUGAAGUGGUCGUCAAGAACCCGUCUGAUUUUGUCGGCGGCGCCCUUGGGCAGUCCGAACAGCAAACCAAAGGUAUCCUCGCUGCCACUUUGGGUAAGGUCCUCGUCAUCGACGAGGCUUAUGGUCUCUAUGGAGGGGCAUCUACUUCUGAUCCAUACAAGACGGCCGUCAUAGACACCAUUGUGGCAGAGGUCCAAAGCGUUCCGGGCGAUGACCGGUGCGUGUUACUGCUUGGGUACAAGGACCAGAUGGAGAACAUGUUCCAGAACGUCAAUCCGGGCCUCGCUCGCCGCUUUCCCAUUGCUUCAGGAUUCAACUUUGAAGAUUUCUCGGAUGAGGAGCUUCGGAAGAUCUUUGAUCUCAAGAUCAAGCAACAAGGAUAUCUGGCUUCUCUAAAGGCAACGGCUGUGGCAAUGGACGUCUUGAAGCGGGCACGGAACCGGCCAAAUUUUGGCAACGCUGGUGAAAUCGAUAUCUUGCUGGACGCUACGAAGGCCCGCCAUCAGCGACGGUUCUCUAAGGGGCAAGCACAGCCAGAGACGCUUGAGCCUCAAGAUUUUGAUCCAGACUUUGACAGAGCGUCCAGGUCGGAGACCAACAUCCGGAAGCUCUUCGAGGGUUCAGUGGGCUCCGAGGAUGUCGUCACUCUGCUGGAGCGUUACCAGGAGACCGUACGAACGUUCAAGUCCCUGGACAUGGAUCCAAAGGAGAACAUCCCGUUCAACUUCCUUUUCAGAGGGCCUCCAGGAACCGGCAAGACCACCACUGCCAAGAAAAUGGGCAAGGUCUUUUAUGACAUGGGCUUCUUGUCUACCGCUGAGGUGGUCGAAUGUUCUGCCACUGACAUGAUCGGUCAAUACGUUGGGCAGACUGGUCCGAAGGUGACCAGCCUUUUGGACAAGGCGCUUGGGAGAGUCCUAUUUAUUGACGAGGCGUAUCGACUGGCCGAUGGACCUUUUGCCAAGGAGGCGAUGGAUGAGCUGGUUGAUUCUGUUACCAAGGACCGGUACUGCAAGAAGCUGAUUAUCAUCCUCGCGGGCUACGAGGCGGACAUCAAUCGGUUAAUGUCAGUCAAUACUGGCCUAACAUCCCGUUUCCCUGAGGUGGUCAACUUCCGAGCGCUGUCCCCCGAAGAAUGCAUUCAACUGCUUAGCAAACUGCUUGAGAAGCAAAAAGAUGUCCUCAAGUCCAAAGGCAAGGAGCUGGACCUCUCCUGCUUGACGAACCCGAAACCUGCCUUCAAGAAAUCGAUGGUGUCCUACUUCGCUGAGCUAACCACGCAAUCCAACUGGGCCAGCGCACGUGAUGUCCAGAGCCUCGCGAAGAACAUGUUCAACAGAGUCCUGCGCUGCAAGGAAGACUUGGCAAAGGGGCGCAUCGUGCUCACAGAGGAAAUCAUCAGGCAGGAACUUGAGGCGGUCAUGACUGAGCGGGCUUCGCGGAGCAAUGCCGCGGCGGCAGCAAGUGGCGCGCCAACUGGAUUGCCUGAUGCCUUGCAGCAGUUCUUCCAGCCUCCACCUCAAACGCGGCCACCACCGUUCAACAUCUCCACGGCCACUUCCACUUCAUUUGCACAAGAGCAAUCCCGCGUUGUCGAAGAGAUAUUCUCAGAAGAUGAAGAGGAAGAUCAGGAGCCUGCGCCCGCUCCCGUCGAGAUGAGAAAGGAAGCAGCCGACUCCAACUCCAAGUACGGAGCCCAGCGCGACGCAGGAGUGAGUGAUGCAGUGUGGGAACAGCUUCAGCGCGAUCGCAAGGCCGAGGAGGAGCGGGAAGCGGAAUACGAGCGGCUGAAGGAGGAAGCGAAAAAGGCUUCGGAUGCGGCCAGGGACAGAAUCGUGAAGAGGCUGUUGGAGGAAGAAGCGAGGAGGAAGAAGGAGCAAGAGAUGAAGAUGAAGUUAAAGAUAAUGGGGGCUUGUCCAGUGGGGUUCAAUUGGAUCAAGCAAUCCAGCGGGUAUAGGUGCGCUGGAGGAAGCCAUUGGAUGAGUGAUGCUGAUUUGGGGAUGAACUGAACUUGGGCUUGGGCGACGGACAGACAGGCACUUUCGACAGGAUAUGUGAUCUGGAGACUGGCUUGGGGAGGACGAAUGGCGCAGGACCAUGGGAGGCUGGUCAGACACUUGAUAUUUUGACGGCCUUCCGCCAUUUUUUUCAUUUUUCAUGCAUGCGAUGAACAUAUUAAAACUGUUUCUUAAUAGGAGUAUCUGCUCCAAUUUCCCAGCAUGCGUACAGUACUGUUGUAAAGCGAUCCAGAAAUAUUGUGCAAAUAUCCCAUUCUCGUCAAAUCGGAACAGAGAUGACGGGAGAUGGUUCAGCGCCUUGUACAGGGUCUUUACAGUGGGAACGCUGCCGUAGCGUGAAGGUUCACCCCCCACGUUUCAGUGUGGCAUUCCGCAUUGUAU
Neurospora hispaniola is the source of this 7302-nucleotide messenger RNA. Its product is annotated as P-loop containing nucleoside triphosphate hydrolase protein. Gene Ontology annotation, molecular function: helicase activity; ATP binding; ATP hydrolysis activity. The transcript is spliced from 6 exons. The record is from RefSeq and is a predicted model, not a curated record. NCBI's taxonomy places the organism in Eukaryota, Fungi, Ascomycota, Sordariomycetes, Sordariales, Sordariaceae. Bases 1 to 6912 code for a protein of 2303 amino acids.